GCAUAAUCUGAGAUUGGGCAGUUAUCAUUAUUCAAAUUUCCAUUGUCCAAGAUGAACUCAAAGAUUUUAUCCGGAUUUGUCCUCCUCCUCGUGGGGCUGGUCGCAGUCACGGUUGCGAACCCCGUCGCGGAAGAAGAUAGUCAUCGUGACGCCAGAUUCUUCGGAUUGUUCGGAGGAUAUGGCGGCGGGUACGGCGGUUAUCGAGGGGGGUACGGUGGCUACGGAUGGGGCGGAUAUCGCGGCGGAUGGGGCGGCGGAUGGGGUGGUUACCGAGGAGGUUACGGUGGGUGGGGCGGGUAUCGAGGCGGGUACGGAGGGUAUCAUGGCGGAUGGGGUGGUGGUGGUGGUGGGUGGGGCGGCGGCCAUCACCAUGGAGGAUGGGGACGUUAAAGUGACACGAUCUUUAAAGAAAUUCUCAUCUCGAUUUGUCGUAAUUUGAUUUCAUAUAAAUCUUGAGAUGAAAUAAAUACGAGUAGUUCAACAUCUA
Molecule: messenger RNA, 487 nt
Organism: Folsomia candida
Lineage: Eukaryota; Metazoa; Arthropoda; Collembola; Entomobryomorpha; Isotomidae
Product: glycine-rich cell wall structural protein-like
Exons: 3
Coding region: 52-390 (112 amino acids)
Source: RefSeq, a predicted model, not a curated record